GAGGAGAAGGAGAGAGAAAGUGAGGAGAGAAGUUGUGUUUAGACUCUCCGGAGCGCUUUUAUUUACUUGUUAUCCGCUCUAUAACACAGUUACAGUGCUAUUGUACUGUAUAGUGCUCUAAACCGCAGCGUUCAGUUCAGUUUUACUGCGGAACCUCUGAAGAGGCAGUUCAGCCGGACUGUGGAGUAAAGGCGCUUCUCCGCGGACUGAGAGCUGCUGCUGCUGCUGAGUUUCCUCGCGCCUGUCUGCAGCAGCUCGGCCGGACCUCGCGUGUGAGUUGAACACGGAGGGUGUUCUGAUCUUCCCGGCGCUCGUGCACUGCGUCGUCUCCCGCUGUGAGUGCUGGGGACUGCUGCGCUCUGACCGGGAGCACCGCGAACCGGGAGUCUGUUGUCAUGGCUACUGAGGACGCCAUGUCCGCGAGCUCUGUGUGAACCAAAUGAAAAUCUUCUCCUGAAAUUCAUCACCAACAACCAGGACAGACAAAGAGCAAUGUUAAAUUGCUGAAAGAGGUGAAGCAAAAGCCGUCCAGAAGAAUCUCCAGAACACGCAGAAACAGUUUGAUACAUUUAACAGACAAAUGAAGCCAAGUCCCAACAUGGAGAAACAUCAGCACUCUGCCAAGAGUUUUACUAAACAGAGUAAUCUCAAAAACCACCAGCGCAUUCACACAGGAGAGAAACUGUAUCACUGCUCAGACUGUGGGAAGAGUUUUACUAAACAGAAUACUCUUAAAAAACACCAGCGCAUUCACACAGGAGAGAAACCGUAUCACUGCUCAGAUUGUGGGAGGAGGAGUUUCACUCAACAGAGUAGUCUCAAAAACCACCAGCGCAUUCACACAGGAGAGAAACCGUAUCACUGCUCAGAUUGUGGGAGGAGUUUCACUCAACAGAGUAGUCUCAAAAACCACCAGCGCAUUCACACAGGAGAGAAAACAUAUUACUGCUCAGACUGUGGGAAGAGUUUUAAUAAACAGAAUACUCUAAAAAAACACCAGCGCAUUCACACAGGACAGAAACCGUAUCACUGCUCAGACUGUGGGAGGAGUUUUUCUGAACAGGGUAAUCUCAAAAAACAUCAGCGCAUUCACACAGGAGAGAAACCGUAUUACUGCUCAGAGUGUGGGAAAAGUUUUAAUAAAAAGAGUAUUCUUCAAAAUCACCAGCGCAUUCACACAGGAGAGAAACCGUAUUACUGCUCAGAAUGUUGGAGGAGUUUUUCAGAACAGGGUAAUCUCAAAAAACACCAGCGCAUUCACACAGGUGAGAAACCGUAUUACUGCUCAGAGUGUGGGAGAAGUUUUACUCAACAGAGUAAUCUCAAAAUACAUCAGCGCAUUCACACAGGAGAGAAACCGUAUCACUGCUCAGACUGUGGGAAAAGUUUUAAUAAAAAGAGUAUUCUUCAAAAUCACCAGCGCAUUCACACAGGAGAGAAACCGUAUUACUGCUCAGAAUGUUGGAGGAGUUUUUCAGAACAGGGUAAUCUCAAAAAACACCAGCGCAUUCACACAGGAGAGAAACCGUAUUACUGCUCAGAGUGUGGGAGAAGUUUUACUCAACAGAGUAAACUCAAAAUACAUCAGCGCAUUCACACAGGUGUGAAACCGUAUCACUGCUCAGACUGUGGGAAAAGUUUUAAUAAAAAGAGUAUUCUUCAAAAUCACCAGCGCAUUCACACAGGAUAGAAAACUAUCCCAAAUCUGUUUCAAUUAAAAGUGCGAAUCGUAAAACUUUCAGACGGAACACCUUAACCUACACAAAUGUUUAACUUUAUCACUUGGGACACGUUCUAGCAGAAAACUGAAUUUAACAAUGGAUUUUACAGGUUCUGCAAAAUGAAUCUUAUCCAGGGAUGAUGCUUAUUAAAUUCCAUGUUAUGUUUUCUCGUAUGUUAGAUGUUCCAGGACAUUCUUUGUGAGACACAGCUCAGUGCUUAGGGUAGUUACUGUUGGAGUUCAGUUCUGAAGAAGGGAAAAAACUUACUCUGUAAAAUUUAGAUGUCAUAGUUGUUAGGAGUAGAGGAGGAUUAUUAGCUUGCAACUAAAUGUUUAGGACCAAAUCUUCAGAGCUUAUGAUUUGAAUGCUUUUAAUUUAUUUUCUAGUAUAUGCAGAUUUGCUUAUUUCUAUUAAUUUCUAGUAUCUCUGUUUUCACUCUGUGGAAGCCGUCCUCAGUUCCCCGGGCUAAGCAUAGCUUAUCUUAAUGCUAUUAACUGCUAGACCCAUCUGCAUGAAAGAAGAAGUGAAAACACCACCUGAGGAACUCCAGAGUGUGCUCUCAAAAGUGAGACCCAGAUCCACAGAGACGACACUGUUCCGGGUACUGCUGUGUGGACCGGAGGAGCAUCCAGACCCCGCAGAGAGGCCAACAAAAUCCUUUACAGAGGUUAAAUAAAACGCUCAAGCUGUAGUUCUCAUACUGAAUCAACCCCCUCCAGGUUUGUGUAGCGCAGUAAGGUUGCAGGCUCAUUCAUUCCCUCUGCUGGUGUUCUUGUUGGUCUAUGGUUCAGUCGUUCUGAUUAAAAAUCUGUUACCAUAGAGGGAUGGUUGGUUGUUGUAUUACUCAAGUUUUAUGCUCUCUUAUCUUUUCCUUAUUGAGUAUUAUAUGUUGCUGAAGGUUUUUAAUCUUCAAAUUUAUUAAGAAUAUCCAAAUCAUUUAGUUUCUUAAUUGUUUUUAUCCUCUACAAACUAUUAUCUUUAUAUUGUUUCACCUCUAUAUUUACUCAUCUGUGUGUUUUAUUAAACUACUUUUAUAUUGCAGAUCUGCAGUCUCAUUGUGUUUUCUCAACAUAUGUUUGACAUGAAACCUAUAGGCCUGAGAUUGUCUUCUGUUAUUACUUGUUAAAUACUCAAAGGCGCCCAGCAGAGAAAUCCAGUGUGAAAUUGGAGUGAAACGUAAAAGUCAACUUAAGAUUGAAAUAUAUAUAUUUUUAAUGGUUCAGGCUUAAAAGGGUUAAAUAUACAAUUACUUUCAAAGGUAGCGUAACAUGGGUUUAACUUGUAUUCAUAUGUUUAU
Messenger RNA from Astyanax mexicanus (Mexican tetra), 3018 nucleotides. Its product is annotated as zinc finger protein 271-like. Gene Ontology annotation, molecular function: RNA polymerase II cis-regulatory region sequence-specific DNA binding; DNA-binding transcription factor activity. The record is from RefSeq and is a predicted model, not a curated record. The transcript has 2 exons. The coding region runs from base 581 to 1690 and encodes 369 amino acids. Gene Ontology annotation, biological process: regulation of transcription by RNA polymerase II. NCBI's taxonomy places the organism in Eukaryota, Metazoa, Chordata, Actinopteri, Characiformes, Acestrorhamphidae.